Molecule: messenger RNA, 606 nt
Organism: Aptenodytes forsteri (emperor penguin)
Lineage: Eukaryota; Metazoa; Chordata; Aves; Sphenisciformes; Spheniscidae
Gene: SNRNP27
Product: small nuclear ribonucleoprotein U4/U6.U5 subunit 27
Exons: 5
Biological process (GO): RNA splicing
Cellular component (GO): precatalytic spliceosome
Source: RefSeq, a predicted model, not a curated record
GGGGCAGCGAAGGGGGAGAGACGUGAGGAAGCGGGAGCUAAACCGAGCGCUGCCUUUCCCCGAGCAGAGCGCAGGCGUUCGCGGUCCGCCUCGCGGGAGAGGGAGAGGAGGAGAAGAGAGCGGUCCCGGUCCCGGGAGAGGGACAGGAGGAGGAGCCGUUCUCGCUCCCCGCACAGGAGACGGUCCAGGUCGCCGAGACGGCACCGAUCCAGCUCCUCCUCCCCGCCGCGGCUGAAGGAAAGGCGGGACGAAGAGAAGAAGGAGAUAAAGGAUUCCAAAAGCAAAGAGCGUCAGAUCACGGAGGCGGAUUUGCAGGGCGAGGAUUUGCAGGGCAAGACGGAAGAGGAGAUUGAGAUGAUGAAAACGAUGGGCUUCGCCUCUUUCGACACGACGAAAGGGAAGAAGGUGGACGGCGCCGCAAACGCGUACGCCAUCAACGUGUCCCAGAAGAGGAAGUACAGGUUUGUGCUCGGACUUUGGGAAAGGAAGCGCUCCCAAGGGACGCGCUGGGUUUACAGCUGCGCGGCGGCGGCCCCGGACGGCUUCAGCUUGUCGGUGGAGCAGGGCGGUGACCGAACAGCACCCCUGCAAGUCAUAGAAUCAUAG